AUGGGUUUCCCCCACCCGAACCCCGACAGCAAGCCCCUCAACGGCACAGAAUGGAGCUCCGCCAGUGUACCCUCAGCCCGCACAGACGAACAGGCCUUACUCACAUCCCUCCUUACCAAGACAGCCCUGAACAUCAUCGAUGUCUCGGCUGCAGACUCUCAAGGCAUGGAGCAGCAUGAGUACAUGGACAAAGCUCGGCAAUACAGUACAAAACUGGCCUUGUUGAGUAACAGUCAGUCUCAGAAGAAGCCCCUCCCUCUCCCUUCCCUCACCAGCCAGCCGCACCAAGUGCUCGCUAGUGAUCUGGUGCCAGACUCGGAUGUACAACAGGUGUCCAAGAUAGCUGCCUAUGCUUACAGUGCAAUCUCUCAGAUCAAGGUGGAUGCUAAAGAAGAGCUAGUGGUUCAAUUUUCCAUCCCCUGA
Messenger RNA from Coregonus clupeaformis (lake whitefish), 423 nucleotides. RefSeq names its product ragulator complex protein LAMTOR1-like. Bases 1 to 423 code for a protein of 140 amino acids. The record is from RefSeq and is a predicted model, not a curated record. The transcript has a single exon. NCBI's taxonomy places the organism in Eukaryota, Metazoa, Chordata, Actinopteri, Salmoniformes, Salmonidae. Gene Ontology annotation, molecular function: guanyl-nucleotide exchange factor activity; molecular adaptor activity. Gene Ontology annotation, cellular component: membrane raft; late endosome membrane; lysosome. Gene Ontology annotation, biological process: lysosome organization; cholesterol homeostasis; positive regulation of MAPK cascade.